CAAACUAACUGUACUUCCCUUUCACAAAACACCAUUUAAUUUUUAAUUCCCAAAUUUCCACAAAAUAAAAUCCCAAAAUUUCUAGGGUUAGGGUUUCUAAUAUCAUCAUCUCUUCACAUUCAUUCAAUCAUGGACCGGAGAGAUCGUUACGCUAACAACGCUAACGAUUACAGAAGCCCUAGAGGCGGUGGUCCGGCGCCAUCACGUGACGACGGUCCAAACAAUCGUCACCGCGGUGGUUUCUCCGGAAAUCGCCGUCCUUUCGACGGUAGUCCGCCGCGUUAUUCUUUCAAUAGCGGAGGUGGCGGUGGAGGUUUUGGUGACGGCGAUUUUCGGCCUGCAGGUCCACGUGGCGGUGGAAGGAAUUAUAAUAAUAAUAACAAUACUUCGGAAUUUGAAGUGCCUCUGUCAGGUCAGAAAAGAUUUAAUCCUGAAUAUGAAGUUCCUUUGCAAGGGCAAAAGCGUCAAUUUCCUUUUUCCGGUCAACGAGGUUCUCCCCCAGGUCGUUUUAAUGCAGGAAAUUUUGAGAAAAGGAACUUUGAUGGAGAAAAUAAUUUUGAUAGAAGACAUUUUGAUGGAGGCAAUUUUGACAAAAAGCAACCCGAUGGAGGAAAUUUUGCCAAACUUUUUGUUGGUUCUGUGCCAAAGUCAGCCACGGAAGAUGAUAUUCGGCCGCCUUUUGAAGAGCAUGGUAAUGUUAUUGAGGUUGCUUUGAUAAAGGACAAAAGAUCAGGGCAGCAACAAGGAAACACGCUGUUCGCUUCUGCAGGAUGCUGUUUUAUCAAAUAUGCUACAUCAGAAGAGGCUGAUAGGGCAAUACGUGCCCUGCAUAAUCAAUAUACUUUGCCAGGGGGUACCAGUCCCAUCCAGGUGAGGUAUGCAGACGGGGAGCGUGAACGCUUAGAUGCAGCGGAAUUUAAGUUGUUUGUUGGCUCGAUAAAUAAACAAGCAACUGAAAAAGAAGUUGAAGAAAUCUUCUUGCCUUAUGGUCGGGUUGAGGAUGUGUAUCUCAUGCGGGAUGAAAUGAAGCAAAGUCGUGGAUGUGGAUUUGUUAAGUAUUCUAAUAGAGAUGUGGCAAUGGCAGCUAUUAAUGCUCUUAAUGGAAUAUACACAAUGAGAGGUUGUGAACAGCCAUUGAUUGUUAGAUUUGCUGACCCCAAGAGACCCAGGCCAGGAGAAACAAGGGGAGCUCCUGCUUUUGGUGGACCAGGGGUUGGCCCUCGGCUACAGUCCCCAGGGAUAAGACCACCGAAUCUUGGUGAGGCAAUGCAUGCGUCUGUUCCUAAUAAUGCAUGGCAUCAAAUGAGUCAGCAUGGCAUGGUACCAUCAUCUGAUGUAGGGAUGCAUGGUUUCAGUGGUCAAAUGGCUCCUAAAUCUGUGGAAGGGAAACCGGCUUCAGCUCCAAGUUUUAAUCCAUCCAGUGGGCCAACUUCAUCGCCCUUAAAGAAGCCAAAUCAGUCACCACAGCGCUUUCAUACAUCAAUGCCGUCACAAACUUUCUCACAGGCCCCAACCUCUAGUACUGUAAGACCACCUGGGCAAGGUCAACUACAGACACCCAACUCUGCUGGUCAAAAUUCCUUUAGUCAAGGGUUUCCUUCACAGCCCAUGCUUGGUUUCAAUGGGAUGCUACCCGUCCAACAGGCCCAGCCCCAGGCCCAAGCUAGCAUACCGUCAACAACGCAGGCUCUUUCUAACAGUUUACCUCCCCAUGUUCUGACUGCAAUGAUGAAUCAGUAUCAGAUGCCAGGGCAACAGCAAAUGGUUCAGCCAGUGCACCAAUCAGCUUCUCCAAUGGCUCAAAUGUUGUCUCAGCAAAAACAGGUUUUGCAGGCGAGCUAUCAAUCGUCUCAGCAAACAUUUACCCAACUGCAACAGCAAAUGCAGCUUAUGCAGCCGUCAAAUCCCAAUCUGACACCUCAGCAGAACCUCCAAGGUCCUAGAUUGCAGCAGUCUACAUGGCCCGGUAAUAUCCCACAAACAUCAGCAGCCUCUGGUGGUCCAACUGUAAAACCUGUGGUGGAUUCACUUCCGGCUGCUUCAGUUGCUCCGGUUGUACCGCCUGCUGUAGGUUCUUCGAAGUGUAACUGGACGGAACAUACGUCGCCCGAUGGAUAUAAGUACUACUACAACAGCACCACUGGUGAAAGCAAAUGGGAGAAGCCAGAGGAGCUGGCUUUGUUCGAACAACAACAAAAGCCGCAAGACCAGCAACAACAAAAGCAACAUCUGCAAGCUGCUUCAAUACAGCAACCCCAAAGUCAAUCUAACAUUCAGAGUUUGCCAAGUCAGCAAACUCAGAUUCCUCAGUACCAGCUUCAAACACAGAUGCAAGCACAGGGAAGGCAUCCUCAACAUUUGCAGCAUGCCACACAGUCAUCAGCGUAUCAAAAUACUGGUGUAGCCGGCCAUCAGAAUGUGCAGGGUUAUGGCUAUCCACAAUUGCCAGUGGCUGGUGGUUCCAUGAAUUCUGGUAGUUCAAUGAAUGAUCCUCGCUUUCAGCAGGGAAUGCAGGGUGCCCAGGACUGGAUGUGGAAGAAUAAAACAGGGUCGUAAUAGAUAGUGUUUUGUCAUUAAUCUUGUAUCAUAAAUGUUAGGCCUGUUUUAUUAGAAAGUGAUUCUUGAUAGAUGCGUAGAAUUUGAUAUAUGGGUUAUAAACCAAAUUAUGGUCUUGUAAGGUUUCUACCAUCCAUUUUUUUUUCCUUUUUUUUUCAAUUUGAAUUUUGACCGUGUUUACCUA
Erigeron canadensis is the source of this 2740-nucleotide messenger RNA. Its product is annotated as flowering time control protein FCA. The record is from RefSeq and is a predicted model, not a curated record. Bases 130 to 2556 code for a protein of 808 amino acids. The transcript has 17 exons. NCBI's taxonomy places the organism in Eukaryota, Viridiplantae, Streptophyta, Magnoliopsida, Asterales, Asteraceae. Gene Ontology annotation, molecular function: mRNA binding; protein binding. Gene Ontology annotation, cellular component: nucleus; cytoplasm; ribonucleoprotein complex.